AUGUAUAGGGUAGCAAGCGCGUCGGAGUAUUUGGUGAUCACCGGAUCCGGGAUCGACGACAUCAAAAUCGCAAAAAAAGCAUGGGUAUUUCCCGGCCAGACCUAUGCCAAGUUCGACAUAACUCCGGUGAACUACAGUUUCGAUGUCCAGGCCAUGAGCGCCGAAAAACUCCCCUUCAUCCUCCCGGCCGUUUUCACCAUCGGUCCACGUUCCGACGACAAUGAAAGCCUCCACAAAUACGCCAAGCUUAUCUCCCCGCUUGAUAAGCAAUCACACCAUUUGAACGAGCUCGUUAUGGGGAUCAUCGAGGGGGAGACCCGUGUCCUUGCUGCCUCCAUGACCAUGGAUGAGAUUUUCAAAGGUACGAAGGAUUUCAAGAAGGAGGUGUUUGAGAAGGUUCAGUGGGAAUUAAAUCAGUUUGGAUUGUGGAUCUACAAUGCCAAUGUCAAACAGUUGGUUGAUGUUCCUGGACAUGAAUAUUUCUCUUAUUUAGGGCAAAAGAUACAACAGGAAGCUGCCAAUCAAGCCAAGAUCGAUGUUUCUGAAGCCAAAAUGAAGGGUGAGAUAGGAGCGAAGCUUCGUGAUGGGCAGACUCUGCAGAACGCAGCAAAGAUAGACGCGGAAACGAAGAUCAUAGCUACACAAAGGCAAGGUCAGGGGAAGAAGGAGGAGGUGAAGGUGUUGACAGAAGUGAAGGUGUUUGAGAACCAGAAAGAAGCUGAAGUGGCUGAAGCGAAUGCAGAGCUUGCAAUGAAGAAGGCAAAGUGGGCCAAGGAAUCUCAGGUGGCAGAGGUGGAGGCGAAUAAGGCGGUGGCGCUGCGUGAGGCGGAGCUGCAGAAGGAGGUUGAGAUACUGAACGCUUUAACUCGGACUGAGAAACUCAAAGCUGAGUUCUUGAGCAAAGCUAGCGUUGAGUAUGAAACCAAGGUACAAGAAGCGAACUGGGAGCUCUACAAGAAGAAAAAAGCCGCAGAAGCAAUUCUCUACGAGAAGGAGAAAGAAGCGGACGCUCAGAAGGCGAUAGCGGAGGCGACACUCUACUCCCGCCAACAAGUCGCCGACGGUGAGUUAUAUGCAAAACAGAAGGAGGCGGAGGGACUUGUUGCUCUUGCUCAAGCUCAAGGUACUUACAUACGCACACUUUUGGGUGCCUUCGGAGGUAACUAUGCAGCUUUAAGAGAUUAUUUAAUGAUCACCGGAGGAAUGUAUCAAGAGAUUGCGAAGAUUAAUGGGGAGGCAGUUAAGGGUUUGCAGCCAAAGAUUAGCAUCUGGACCGGCGCAAGUGGUGGUGGAGAGGGCGGCGAUGGUGGUCUCUUGAAGGAAGUUGCCGGUGUGUACAAAAUGUUGCCGCCAUUGUUUGAGACUGUUCAUGAGCAAACCGGGAUGUUGCCACCAACUUGGAUGGGGAAGAUGAACGUCAAAGAAUCUUAA
This is a messenger RNA of Lactuca virosa, 1431 nucleotides long. NCBI's taxonomy places the organism in Eukaryota, Viridiplantae, Streptophyta, Magnoliopsida, Asterales, Asteraceae. The record is from the annotation of a GenBank genome assembly.